This is a messenger RNA of Nicotiana tabacum (common tobacco), 2663 nucleotides long. The record is from RefSeq and is a predicted model, not a curated record. Lineage: Eukaryota; Viridiplantae; Streptophyta; Magnoliopsida; Solanales; Solanaceae.
AGUGUACAUUUUUGCUGACAAAUACACCCCGAUAACUUGUGCUCUAAAUCUAAGCAAUUCUCCUCUGUACUUUGGUCCUAAAGAGAGAAAUUGACAGAUAAAGUUUGAGUUUUUCUCCUUCUUUUACUAUCAAGGUUGUGGUUCUUGAGGUUUCUUUAUCUUAUAUGCUGGAAUAUGAGCACUACUCCUAAUAAAAGACCACAUGAGGAUGGUGGAAAUGUUAGUGGUAGUAACCGCAGUCACUCUUCUUCUCCAACGUACUACCAGGAUGACUCUGGUAGAAUGAUCAAGCUGACGAGUGAUGGAAAACUGGAAUUUAUUCGCUCCGUUGAUGUAGGCCCAGAUGGUCGAAUGCCGAAGAUUCGACGGUUCGUAUCACGGGAUUCGGAUAGAAGAUCUCCUGAGCUACCAAUGUACCGUGUUUCAUCAUGUCCAAAUGUUCCAAAUGUUCCAAAUGUUUCACAUCCUGAUCAUUCUGUUGCUUUAGAUAACAGAUUACAGCCCAAGGAAAAUAACAAGGUUGAGAAUUGUGAUGCAAAAAGUGAAUUAAGGGACAAGGACGAUAGAUUUGAGAAGAGAGCUGAUGAUGGUAAGGACAUUAAACAUGAUGGGGAUACUUUACCCGAAUAUAAGGGAGAUGUGAAGGCUGAUAAGGACAGGUUUAGUGGGGUGAGUUGGAAGGAUUCUAAAGAAGAAAACACAGGCAAAAGAUAUCUUGAUGUCCCUGCUGGGAACGUGGAUCCAUGGAAUGCGUCAAGAACCCAUGGUGCUGCUGAGGUAGGAAAGGAAUUCUCAAACGAUAACAGGGAUUUUGCUCAAGUGCGUGAAGCUAUUGGUGAAAACAAGGUGGAUUUGACAGACAAAGAUAAAGAUAGAAAAAGGAAAGAAGGGAAGCACCGGGAAGGGGGAGAUAGGGAUAAAGAAAGAAAUGAUCGUCGGAAUAAUUUACAACUAGGGAAUAGCAGUUCUGAUAACAAGGAGUUGCUUAAAGAGGAAAGGGAAUCUGAGCGGCGGGAGAAGGAAAGAAGAGAUAUUUCAAAGGAUAAGGAGAGACCAAAGGACUGGGAAAAGGACAAUGUGAACAGGGAAGUGUGGAAUGGAGCGGAGAGAGAGGUUUCACAGAGUGAAAAAAAAGUGGUUGAUGUUCCUGGAAAAACAAAUGAGCUGGGAAAUUCAACAGUGGAGCUGAAGAAACAGAAAGAUCAUGAUAGCUGGAAAAAUACUGACAGAGAUGGAAGUGAGAGGAGAAAGGAAAGAGAUACUGAUUUAGAAGGAGAGAAGCCUGAGAAACCUGGCACGCAUCAUGAUAAAGAAUCAGAGGGGGAAGCAAUGGACACUGAAGGAGGUGGAGAAAGAGAAGCUCUUAAUUGUGGAGUUCAGCAGCGCAAAAGGAGGCCAAGAGGGAGUCCUAUGGCCAACCGCGAUCCUCCUUUUAGGUCACACACUCAUGAAAAUGAAGGAUCUCAAGGUAAGCAUGAUGUAUCCACCGUCAAUUAUAGAGUUGGUGAGUGCAUGCAAGAACUGAUUAAAUUGUGGAAGGAAUAUGAAUCAUCUCAAGCUGAUAGAGCAUCUGAGAGCUCUCCAAGUGGUCCUACUUUAGAAAUUAGGAUUCCAGCUGAACACGUAUCAGCUACAAAUCGCCAGGUGAGAGGUGGCCAGCUAUGGGGAACGGAUAUAUACACCAAUGACUCAGAUCUUGUUGCAGUUCUUAUGCACACAGGUUACUGUCGUACUACUGCUUCUCCUCUUCUGCCAACCAUUAAGGAGUUACACGCUACUAUCAGGGUGCUACCUCCCCAAGAUUGCUAUAUAUCAACUCUGAGAAACAAUGUGCGUUCACGUGCCUGGGGUGCUGCAGUUGGCUGCAGCUACUGUAUCGAGCGGUGCUCUGUUGUGAAGAAAGGAGGUGGAACCAUAGAUCUUGAACCUUGUCUGACGCACUCCUCAACCUUGGAGCCUACGCUUGCUCCCGUGACAGCAGAGCGCACUAUGACCACUAGAGCUGCAGCUUCGAAUGCACUACGACAACAGAGAUUUGUACGUGAAGUGACCAUUCAGUUCAACUUAUGCAAUGAGCCUUGGCUCAAAUACAGUAUCAGUGUUGUUGCUGACAAGGGUUUGAAAAAGCCCCUUUUUACAUCUUCACGCAUGAAAAAGGGCGAAGUUCUUUAUUUGGAAACCCAUACUCAAAGGUAUGAGCUCUGCUUUAAUGGAGAAAAGAUGGUAAAGGCUACGUCUCAGAUGCAUGAAAUGGAUGUUGACAAACCUCAAACUUACAACAUACAUGUGGCAAACGGAGAAAAAUAUGGAGCGGAUGGUGAAAAUAUGAUGGUAGAUUUGUUUCGAUGGUCCCGGUGUAAGAAGGCUUUGCCUCAGAAACUAAUGCAAUCAGUUGGAAUUCCUUUGCCCCUUGAACACGUUGAGGUUUUGGAGGAGAAUGUGGAGUGGGAAGACAUUCAAUGGUCGCAAACUGGCGUUUGGAUUGCUGGAAAAGAAUAUCCUCUUACUAGAGCACAUUUUCUUUCCCCAAAUUAGGCAAUCCUUUGUAUUGGAGAACUACAGGUUUUGGAUAUAAUUUGUCUAGAGAUAAAUGUACUGGACUUAUACUGAUUUAGAAUGCUAAAUUAUGGAAGUUAUGAACAAAACUAUUUAAACAAUGUGCA